AUGCUGGACCCCAUCAAUGGGGAAUAUUAUCUAAUCGUUGUCGACGCUUUUUCAAAGUGGCCAGAAAUUUAUCCAACCAAAACUAUAUCAGCUCAACGUACUGUUGAAAUCAUGGAGGAUAUUUUCGCUCGUUUUGGUAUACCGGAAACCCUGGUUACUGAUAACGGAACUCAAUUUAUUUCCGAAAAAUUCCAAUCAUUUUGCCUAUCAUACGGUAUACAGCAUCUACGUACACCGCCUUUUCAUCCCAGUUCAAAUGGCCUAACCGAAAGAUUCGUGGAUACCUUCAAGAGGGGACUCCAAAAACUUACCGGUGGGGAGAACAUCCGUAAUCAUUUACCUAUAUUUCUCAAACAGUACAGAUCUACUCCUAACGUAAAUGUUCCAAAUAAGGUCUCUCCUGCCGAGGCACUGAUAGGUAGACCUAUGCGCACAGUUCUGGAUUUACUUAAACCAUCCAUCCGUCAACAGCCGCAGAAGGACGACAUUAAACUACGUCAAGAACAACAAUUCAAUCGCAAGCACGGAGUAAAAUCUAAAGCUUUUGAAGUAGAUUCAGAGGUUUACGUCAAGAUCUAUAACAUUAACAAAUGGAAAUGGAUUCCAGGAAAAAUAGUAGAACGCAUCGGACAAGUUUUAUAUAACGUAGCAGUUCCGACAAGACAGCGUUUAGUCAGGGCUCACGCAAAUCAAUUGAGACCCCGUUUCUCUGUUGAAACUAAAGAAUCUCCACAGGAUGAAUAUGUAAUUGAAUAA
Messenger RNA from Cyphomyrmex costatus, 756 nucleotides. RefSeq lists its product as uncharacterized. The record is from RefSeq and is a predicted model, not a curated record. The transcript has a single exon. Lineage: Eukaryota; Metazoa; Arthropoda; Insecta; Hymenoptera; Formicidae. Gene Ontology annotation, molecular function: nucleic acid binding. Gene Ontology annotation, biological process: DNA integration. The coding region runs from base 1 to 756 and encodes 251 amino acids.